This is a messenger RNA of Paracoccidioides brasiliensis Pb18, 402 nucleotides long. RefSeq lists its product as uncharacterized. The record is from RefSeq and is a predicted model, not a curated record. The transcript has 2 exons. Bases 1 to 402 code for a protein of 133 amino acids.
AUGUCUGUCCACAGGAACCUCCACUGUCUCACACGUGGUGACGAGGCUAACAGGGGGUCACAAUUUGGUAGAAACAAAAACAAAACUGGAGAAGCGGGAGUCGGGGCCAGAGCAGGAGAUAUUACAGGCUUCUCGACAAAAAGUAACGGCUUGACUCCUUUGAUCCAAGUGCUACCGUCUCUCAAAAAGCAAGAUGAAGGGAAGUGCAAAUGGUGUUUGGAGGUGGUUGUUGUUGAAUUGACGUCCGACACGCUAUUGGAUUUGGCGCUGCGGCUGUGCGGAGAGUGGAGCGUGGAGCGUGGAGCGUGCAACGAAGUCCUUAAGCCAAUCCUGCUGAUUCUAAGUCAGAAACAAACCAAGUCGUCGACGCCGGAAACUGCCAUGGGAUGCGUCGAUGAAUAA